UGUCCUAUGAAUGAAAAUAAAAUCGAAAAAUUAAUGUUCCUAAUCAAACUUUGUUAUGAUUACAUUCAAGUCAAGUAACUAACUUGUUUUGUAAUGUUAUUUAACAAACCAGCCUUCUUAUACAGUCUCCAACACGCUUUUUAGGCCGUUAUUUCAUAUCAUUCCAAUGAUAAAUUUACGUAAAUAGCCAAUAUGCUUCCCGGAAUAGGUGUAUUUGGAACAGGAUCAGUUGCUAAAGUACUGGUCCCAUUCUUGAGGGAAAAAGGAUUUUCAGUGGAAGCCAUAUGGGGCACAACACUGCAAGAAGCCGAAGCAACUGCGAAGGAGCUAAAGAUACCGUUUUUUACUAAUAAAAUUGAUGACGUUUUGUUAAAGAAAAAUGUCAACUUAGUUUUUAUAGUUUGUGCGCCAAAUCUUCAUGCUCAGAUCUCAGUGAAGGCUCUUGGUAUUGGUAAGCAUGUUGUGUGUGACAAGCCUGCAGGGCUGUGCCAAGCGGAAGCUCUUAAAAUGGUGCGAGCUGCACAAUAUUAUCCAACACUUAUUUCAAUAAUAAACCAUUCAUUACGAUUCUUACCGGCCUUCAGCUAUAUGAGAAAGUCUAUUGUAGAUGGUUACUUGGGCAAUCCUGAAGAGUUAACCUUAAUUGAUGUCCGUGUUCAAAUGGGCUCUUUACUUGGUAACACUUACAACUGGUUAUGUGAUGACACAAUGGGUGGAGGAACAUUGACACUUGUUGGAAGUCAUGUCAUUGAUCUGGUGACAUUUUUAACAGGACAGAAAGUUGUGAAAGUACAUGGUGUCCUAAGGACAUUUGUAGAAGAGACUGAUAAAGUUAAUGGUAUAAGAAAGAUCACAGCUCCAGAUUUUUGUACAUUUCAGUUGCAAAUGGAUAAAGGAUUGUUAGUGACAGCAACAUUAAACAAUCAUUUACCUGGCCCAUGCUUUAACCAAGAAAUAUAUGUUUGCAGUAAAAAGGGUUAUUUAGUUGUAAGAGGUGGAGAUUUACAUGGGAAACUACAUAAAGUUAGUAAGAAUAUUCCAGAAGAAGAAAAUAAGAGGGCACAUGACAAAGAAGAUGUGAUAUAUGUUGAUGUUGAAGAUUUGAGUUGUACAUCCAGUAUUAUUCCUAAACCAUACAUAAAAGGUUUGUGUAAAAUGAUUAGUGCUCUUAAAGAGGCAUUUCUCCCUGUGAAGGAGCAAAUGGAUUGGAUUAAAGAGCCAGUCAGAGCAGCAGCUACAUUUGAAGAUGGUCAGAGAGUGCAAGCCACUAUGGAAGCAUUAAGAAAAUCAAGUGAGGAUGGUUGUUGGACCACAGUGCAACUUCUGACGGAACCACCGGAUCCUAAUCCUGCAUUAUCCGCAGCUGUCCGACGCACAGCUAUAUCUUUGCAGUAAAUUUGCACAAAUUAUAAGUUGAGCAAAAAUUGAAAUAAACUUCACUUACAGCACCUAAAUUGCAUUUCCUGGUUAUGAUUUUGUGGCUUAUGUAUUUUACAUUUUUU
Molecule: messenger RNA, 1502 nt
Organism: Papilio machaon (common yellow swallowtail)
Lineage: Eukaryota; Metazoa; Arthropoda; Insecta; Lepidoptera; Papilionidae
Product: glucose-fructose oxidoreductase domain-containing protein 1
Exons: 1
Coding region: 193-1395 (400 amino acids)
Molecular function (GO): nucleotide binding
Source: RefSeq, a predicted model, not a curated record